AUACAGGUAUGUUAUGACAUAAUACAGGUAUGAUGUGAGUUAUGACAGCAGAGGUGUCUAGACAAUUAGCUAAAUUAUGUGUUGUUAGCUUUAUACUAAUCUGUGUUUUUUUUAUUUUAUUUUAUUUAAACUUUAACUUUAAUAUGACUACAAAUGAAUGAGAUGUGUAUAAUUAUAGUUGGUGUAAAUACCUGAGAAACCUGGACAGUUUGACAUGUUCACACUGAACUUCAUGAUUAAAUCAGUAAAUAAGAGAUUAUCGUGUUGGUUUGGUGUAAACAUGCUCAGUUCAGGUGUUCAGGUGAGAAGACAAGUGUGUCGUCCUGUCCCUGUUUCGACCCGGACGCCUCAGAGAAAAGCCGUCGCAUUAACAUCCGUCUCAGAACCGAGCAGGAUUUCACUCCACAUGGAAAGACAAGGUGUCCUCGAACCGUCACCAACGCACAUGGAACAGAUCACAGUGUCGAAAAGCCUGCCGAAGGUGAAGAGGAACGUCAGGAAAUCUCGGGGACGUAAGCAGAAAAUGAAGUAUGGCGACUGCACAGUGAAGCUCCUGGCUGAACUUCCCUUCACCAACACCGAGGUCUGGAAGGAUCUCGGCUUCUCUGGCCCUGAGGCGAAGGAGAAGAUGAAAGGGAAGAAGAAAAAAAGGGGACAUGCAGAAGAUGAGGAGGACGGAGAGAAAGAGAAGAAAAAGAAGAAAGAUAGUCCUCGUCCUAAUUACUUUGUGUCGAUCCCGAUCACCAACCAAAAGAUAAAACAGGGGGUGGAGGAAGUCCAGUCUGAGGUGUUACAGAAAGACCCUCGUCUCUCCAGAGCCCUGAUUCCUGUAGGCACACUCCAUGUCACGCUGCUCGUCACACACCUGUCCUCGCAGGAGCAGAUCGACUCAGCUGCAUUAGCAAUAGAAGAGAUGGAGUCUAUGUUGACGUCCCUGGUGGGUGGGCGGAGCCUGGUCCUGCCAUUCCGUGGGAUCGGUCACUUCAAACAGGAAGUAGCUUUCAUCCACAUUGAGGAGGGAGAACACAUCAGUACCCUCACACACAUCGCAGACUCAGUCAGAAAGGCGUUUGAGGAGAAGGGGAUUCCGACCGGAGACCAGAAAGCUUUCAAACCUCACCUAACCUUCAUCAAGCUCUCACGAGCACCCAAGCUCCGGCGUCAGGGAGUCAAGAAGCUGGACUCGAGCCUGUACGCAGCAUUUGAGCAGCGAGUGUUUGGUGAGGAGAACGUGUGUACCAUGGAUCUGUGCUCCAUGUUGAAGAAGAAGGAUGCUGAGGGUUACUACCACCGCGAGAAGACCGUCACGUUCGAUCUUUUGCAGAGCGCACGACGCACCUCACAGACAAGUGGUAAACGCGGCCCUGAACUUGAUGAUGAUGAGCUGAUGAGUCUGAGUAAGAGGCUGGUGGAGGACGCCGUGUCCCGCGCCGUGCAGCAGUAUAUGGAGGAAACACAGCAGAACGGCUCCGCCCCCAAAGAUGAGGCUCCGCCCAAAACCACCUUCAAAUGACAGGGCGACCUCUGACCUCAUAUCCUCACCUGCCUGGGUGGAGGCCUGUGUCACACCUUCUUCCUCCACACCUCCUCCCCUGCUCCAGGGGCGACGGCUUUGUGCGUAAGAACGACGGGGACGAGCGAUCACGCGUAGACAAACCGGAUUGGCUGAAUUUUCUAUGCAGGUUUUUUGCACACAGAAUAAUUUUUUUUGUUCUGGUCUGAUGAGAGACCACAGCCAUAUCGAACUGCACUACUGGACCUGGACAGGAACUGGGCGUGUGUUUAGUAACGAUGCUCCUGUGUGACAGUACGAGCUCUCAUGGCUCUGUGUGUGUGUGUGUGUGUUUCUUUCAUCCACCCAAACAUAACGAGCCGUGUUUAUAUGUCUGUGAACCCUUUAGGCCGUGUGUGUGACACGCAGUGGGUCAGGUGGAAACUGGACUCGGACACAGAGAGUGUUUACAGGAGAGUGAAAGAAUUUAAGACGCUGUUAGGACGAGAAGACGUACGAGCACGAAUCACACGAGAACUGAGUGGGACACUCA
Messenger RNA from Tachysurus vachellii, 2045 nucleotides. RefSeq names its product A-kinase anchor protein 7-like. The coding region runs from base 215 to 1513 and encodes 432 amino acids. NCBI's taxonomy places the organism in Eukaryota, Metazoa, Chordata, Actinopteri, Siluriformes, Bagridae. Gene Ontology annotation, molecular function: protein kinase A regulatory subunit binding. The transcript has 10 exons. Gene Ontology annotation, cellular component: cytosol. The record is from RefSeq and is a predicted model, not a curated record.